AUUCUACACAAAGUACUGGCCGUUGUUAGAUACACGGCAGUUCAUAGUUUGUGUAGCAAUAAUGAAGAGAUGUUUUAACUAGGCAAUUUGUGUUGAUAUCACCCAAACUGGGAAAUGUUCCGUGGAAAUUUGCCAAGUCAGUAUAACGGCAGUGGAAUGCCAACCGGACAGGACUACAACCCCAGCUACGCCGGUCGUGGCAUGCCUCUACCUGGACAACCGGGGCAACCAAGAAUGCAGGUUGCGGGGCAGCCUACCAGCGCUGUUCCAGGUGCACAGAUGUCAGACAUGCACAGGUUUCAAAAUGCAGGGUACCCUGGGGGAUCUCAAGGCUACCCUGGAGGCCAACCUGGGGCUUAUGGGAAUGAUCCUUAUGGAUACCCACAGAGUAAAAUGAUUGGAAUCGGGGCCGGGAACUCUGCGUAUCAACCUCUACCAUCCAGCAUGAGCACUGGAGUGCCAUCGAGUCAUAUUUACCCAUCAUCAGGUGCCAAUCAACCACGUGGUUACUUACCCGGUGGCACUGGAGACUUAUCUACAUCAGACAGCAUAUCCGCACAGCAGUAUCGUUUUCAGCAAGCAACGGCAGCCAGCCACAACUGGCCAGGCGGGAAACCCUCUGGUGAGAUGCUGCAGGUCUAUGGUUCAAGCGACACAAUCGGUACGAUGUAUAACGGCUCACAGUUCAUGUCAGGUCCUGGGAUGAGUGGUGGACAAUCAGGGGAACAGUCGACUGGUUUACAAGCCCACAAUCGAUUAUCGUUGACAGGGCAGCCCUCCUCCAAUUAUCCUGGUGCCGAAACAGCUCCUCCUGGUGGUGGAAUGCCCUCAUACCAGCAGCAGCGAUCCGCGGGGGCUCAAUACCAAAUGCGACCUGGCAUGAACACGGCUCCCCCGACCACCCCAGGUCCCACAUCCAUGUACAUGCCCCAAUAUCCCGGGCAAACCCCACAGCGAGUUCCAGGCGUUCCUCACACUUCAAUGUAUAGUUCCCUACAAAGGCCCAGCACCACUCAAAUCAUGUCAGGUCAAAAACACCCUGGUGGCACUGCCGGGCAGUACGACGAUUCUGGCGUACAGUUGUCCAUGCAGCAGCAACAGGCAAUGCAACAACAACAGCAAAUGCAGCAGCAAGGUCAACCCACCAUGCAGGGUGGUGCACCUGGUGUACAAUAUCGACCAAAAAUGGGGCCCAGUAGCGCACAUACCCACCCAAACCAGUCGUCUCAGAUGAUGGGUGCUCCAACCCACCCUCUUCAGCAAGCAAUGUCACCACGCCAAGGCAGUCCCCUGUCACCCAUGCGUAACACAAGCCGACAAGGAACCAAUUUACCCCCAGUUUCCCCUCAAAUGCCAUCAUCAAGGACUACCCCACAUCAAUACCCCGCCCCACAAGCAUCACCCCACAUUCACCCACAAGGUCCUAUGUCUCCCAUUGGAGGUAGGUUACCCAGCUACUCCCCUAAACAGACAAUGAACCAGCAGUAUGCUAAUGCCGGACCAGUUACCCCAAACUUUAGGCCGAAUGUUACCCCAUCAAAAACCCCAACCCCCCAUGCAGAUCAAGGCAUGAGAGGGUUUAAAAGUCCAACUCACAUGAUGUCACCCCCACCCCCAUCAAAUCAAGGUCCCACACCUGUUUCUCACCCACAAAUGCCACGCAUGCAUGCUUCUUACAAUGGCGAUGUAUCAAUGCAACAGCAGCAGCAACAGCAUGGGUACUACGGACCAACUGGGCGUUACCCACAUGGUACCUGGCAGGGACCACGUCACCCAGGUCCCAGAAUGCCCACUUCUCAGUCCCAACAAAGCCCCAUGCGCAUGCCGAGACAGAUGAUGCCGGGACAACCCCAACAGCAACGUUAUUCUCAACCACACCAAGUCUACAACACAGCAGGCCCACAACCCCCACCUACAAGUGUGAAUGCAACAUCCCAAAGUCAGUAUGGCUUCCAACAAGUCUUAGUUUCUCCACCGCCAAACCAGGCACACAUAGAAAGAACCAACUCCGUCACAAAUGGGACUCUACCUGUUCCCUCAACAAUAGCACCUCCUUCGCAACCUGGGCCUGCUCAAAACUCUGAAUUUGAUAAUGACUUUAAUUUAGAAAGUAUACUAGGUGAUCCAUUAGACACAAGUGGUAGUUUCAUGCAGCAACUGCAAGAAGUAGCUCCUUCAGAACCACCAGCUAACACUGAAGCCAAACCAUUGGACAUACCAGAGCCCACCCCUGCCACAGCAACCCAGCAAGUUAUACCAGAACCCAAACUUCCUGUGGUAGAGAAUCCACCAAUUGAGCCGGCAACAUUAGAUUCAGCACCUCAGCCACCAAAUCAAGCAGAAACUGCAAUUUCUGAGCCAGAUCAGCAAGCUGACAGUGAGGCCGCUGUAUCUGAUAAUCCACCAACUGAUAACGCCAGUGUUGCCACAUCAGAAACAAAUGAACCUGUAGAAAAAGAAGCUCCCCUCUCUGAAAACCAAAGUGAAAACACUGUAGCAGUGGAGCCUCCACCUCAAACUGCAGAACAAGAAGCUGCUCCUGGCAUCACUGCAAUUGGCAGCACUGCACCAUUGAAUGCAACCGAACCCAUACCAAACAACCAGCAUAACAUGGAACAGGCUGCAACAUCACUAUCACCGGUAAAGCAACAAACAACUCCUUCCUUCUCAGGACCAGAACCCGUGCCAAUAUCAAGCCCUACAGCGGAACCAAAGACAUCCAACUUACACCAAAACGCUAUUUUCCCACCACAAACUGUAACCUUCCCCCCUGCCCCCACAAGUGCAGCACCCCCAUUUCCGCAGUCACCCCAAGUCCAAGGUGCUUACAGACCAGGAAUGGCACCCACCACAUCAACUGGUCACCCUGUGCGUCCCAUGCAAGUUCACCCAAGUGAUCCAUCUUACUCCAGCCAUUCAAACCAAUUCAGGCCGGUUCAUUCACAUUCUGUACAGGGAAUGCCUCCUCGUUUACCCCACUCUGGUGCCCCACCUGGUGUUCCAACGAGCAUGCACCCCCAUGAGAACCCCAUGGUUCGUGGCCCCCAUUACCCUGGACUUCACCCCCAGCACCAAUACCCACCUCAUCACCCCCACCAGCCCCCGCAUGGACCCCAUCCAUACGGAUACGGACCCCAACCUCAGACAGGCCCCUACCCUCAAGGUCCUCAUGUUCGACCCCCUUACUCACAAUCUGGUGCACCCAUGGGUCCACGUGGGUACAUGGGACCGGGUCAACGUCACCCUUACCCUGGCCAACCUGGAAUGCAUCCCAACCAACAACAGCAUCUACAACAACGGUUACAGGCUUUUCGACACGAGGCCCAACAGCUCCAAGCUCAACUUCAGCGAGUCCAACAGGAGGAGUCUGAAUCUACGGAGCAGCAACCUCCGGAUCAACCUCCAAGAUCGGAUCAGAUAAGAGGAAGAUUAAUGGAGGUGGAUCGCAACAUCCGACAGAUCAUGUCUCAACUACACAACGCACAACACCAUGUACAGCCUGGUAUGCCGGAUGGUGGACCCCCUAUGACCCAACUACAAGCCCCACCUGGGUUUUCACCCCAUGAUGCUGGAAGCCCCGGGAAAAUGGGGGAAGACCCUAUGACCCCAGGUGGUAAAAAGAAACGACCUCGUAAACCAAAAGUUCCCAAAGGAUCAAAAGGAGAAGGAGAAGGAAAGAAAGUGAAAGCUCCUCCCAAGAAAAAGAAGAAGAAGGACACCGAUGAUGGGAGUGAUGGUGGACCUGGUGAAAAGAAAAAGAAGAAAAAGUCCAAGAAAUCUGACAAAGAAAGAUCUGCCGUUGUUUCUGAAGGUGGGGAAUCGGGAGAUGAAACCUCCGGAGACAGCAUGACAAACGAUGUACGAGAUGAAACUUUCAUCCCAGAUCCAGAUGAAUCUUCCCAAUCCCAUCUUAUUGAAAUUGAAAAUUCAAAGAAAAUCAAAUCUUCAGCUAACAGGAAAAGAAAACCCCCUGCUACCUUAGUGAAGCCAAAGAAAAAACGGAAGCGAGGUUACGACUCUGGUGACGAGAUGAACGCCACUGACGCUGUGCAUACUACAACCCCUCCUGCUUCACCAGAUGAAAGUCUUAUUGAGAAGCGAAGAUCUGGUCGUAACGUGAAGAGGAAGAGAUACACAGAGACGAUGGAUCUUGCGUUUAGUGGUGAUGACGAAGAUGCCAUCAUCCCCGAAGUAACAGAGAAGAAACAUCAACUGGUUGAGAUGAAUGAUGUUCCUGAAGAUGAAGAGAUCAUGAUUGUUGAUAAAAUCCUCUGUCACCGCAUCCGGAAGAAGCGAGUGAAGAGGAAGUCCGAAUCUCAUGAAGAACAUCCGGAAGAACCUGUUGUUGUUACGGACACAGAUGGGGAAGCAGUGAAGACAGGUCCGAUGCUCAGCCCUACAUCACUUAAGAAUCCUCGCAUCCGGAAGUUAUCAAUGGGAGCACAGGAGGAGGAGGAGGAAGAGGAGGUGGAGGGAGUAGGAGAAACAGAGUUCUUCCUGAAAUAUAAGAACUAUUCCUACCUCCACUGUGAGUGGAAACUAAAAGAAGAAGUUGAUGACAAACGAUUCGAUCAAAAACUCAAGCGUUAUAUUGCUAAGAACACCAACAUUGUGGGUGAACUUGUUUAUCCUGAAGUCGAGGACGAUGAAAUUUUCAACCCCGACUUUGUGGAAGUUGACAGAGUGUUGGAUGUGAUGGUGAAUGAAGAUAAAGAAACUGGGAAGGUGACUCGGCACUUCCUGAUCAAGUGGUGUUCUCUUGCAUAUGAGGAUAGCACAUGGGAGGAAGAGGAGGACAUUGAUAAGAAUAAGAUCUUCGAAUUUGAGUCCAGAUGCAAGUUCCGUCCCCCAGUCAAGAAAAUGAGCCGUCCACACAAAGACAUGUGGAAAAGAUUGUCAGAGGACAACACUGUGUUCCAAAACAACAACAGACUUCGUGAUUAUCAGUUUGAAGGAAUUAACUGGCUGUUAUUUAACUGGUAUAAUAAACGAAACUGCAUACUUGCUGAUGAGAUGGGUCUCGGUAAAACUAUUCAAUCAAUUACUUUCCUGCAAAAAAUAUUUGAUCAUGGAAUCAGGGGCCCUUUCCUUGUUGUCGCCCCCCUCAGUACAAUAGCAAACUGGCAGCGUGAGUUUGAAUCCUGGACAACAAUAAACGCAGUUGUUUACCAUGGUAGCCAAACAAGCAGGGACAUGCUACACACUUAUGAAUGGUUCUGCAGAGAUGAAAAUUUGGAUGAGAUCCCUGGAUGUUACAAAGUUCAUGCAGUGAUCACGACGUACGAGAUGAUAGUACUAGACACCCCGCAUCUUCGGGAUGUGGAUUGGAGAUGUUUGAUCAUUGACGAGGCUCACAGGUUGAAGAAUCUUUCGUGUAAACUCGUGGAAUCUCUUCGUUUCAUGCAACUGGAACAUAAAGUCUUACUCACUGGUACACCACUACAGAACAACGUGGAAGAAUUAUUUGCUCUGCUUUCUUUCCUACAACCUGAGACCUUUAAUUGCCAGCAAGCUUUUUCACUUGAAUUUGGCAAUUUGAAGAAUAAUACCCAGGUGGAGAAGUUACAGGAGCUCCUGAAGCCGAUGAUGUUACGCAGGUUGAAGGAAGAUGUGGAGAAGUCGUUGGCUCCUAAACAAGAAACCAUCAUAGAGGUUGAACUUACCAGUAUACAGAAGAAGUAUUAUAGAGCGAUCUUGGAGAGGAAUUUUGAGUUCCUUGCGAAAGGAACAACGGGAGGAAACGUUCCUAACUUGAUGAACACGAUGAUGGAACUGAGGAAGUGUUGCAAUCAUCCUUAUCUUAUUAAAGGUGCGGAGGACAAGAUCAUGCAGGAGCAUCGGGUGAUGAGCAAUGAGCAGAAUCCUUUACAAGCGAUGAUACAAAGCUCAGGAAAGCUCGUCCUCAUUGAUAAGUUGCUUCCAAGGUUAAAACAAGGGGGUCAUAAGGUCCUCAUCUUCUCCCAGAUGGUGAGAGUCCUUGACAUUUUGGAGGAUUAUCUUGUGCAGAGGAGUUAUUUCUAUGAGAGGAUAGAUGGAUGUAUUCGUGGUAACGAGAGACAAAUGGCUAUUGAUCGUUUUAGUAGAAAAGGUUCGGAUCGUUUUGUCUUCCUCCUUUGUACAAGAGCAGGAGGACUUGGGAUCAACCUCACCGCAGCUGAUACCGUCAUCAUCUUCGAUUCCGACUGGAAUCCACAGAAUGAUCUUCAGGCCCAAGCUCGUUGCCACCGAAUCGGGCAACAGAAACCUGUGAAGAUAUAUCGGUUGAUCACUCGUAACUCGUAUGAGAGGGAGAUGUUCGAUAAAGCGUCGCUCAAGUUAGGACUCGAUAAAGCUGUUCUUCAAUCUAUAAGUGGAAGGCAAGACCAAAUCACAAGCCAGACAACGGCUCCCCAGCUCUCGAAGACUGAGGUGGAGGAUUUGUUGAAGAGAGGAGCAUACGGAGCAAUCAUGGAUGAUGAUGAUGCGGCGAGCAAGUUCUGUGAAGAGGACAUUGAUCAAAUCCUGGACAGAAGAGCCCACACGGUGACACUAGAGUCCGGAGAAAAAGGAUCAACAUUUUCAAAGGCAAGUUUCGUUUCAAACGUCGACCAAUCUGACAUUUCAUUGGAUGAUCCAAACUUUUGGGAGAAAUGGGCAAAGAAAGCUGAUUUAGAUCUUCAGCAACUAAAAGAUAACAAACUGAUCCUUGAGAUUCCUCGGCACCGGAAGCAAACGAGGAGGUUUGGAGGAAACUCUGAUGAUGCUGAGAUCUUCGCGGAGAUCGGAUCGGAAUCGGAGGACUCUGAGUACGAGUCCGGAGACGAAAGAUCAGAGGGAAGAUCCAAGAAAUCCAAGUUCCGAUCCAGAGCUGGAGGAGCAGGUGGAGGACAGAGGAAAGGAUGGGGAAGAAGAGAUUGCUUCCGGAUCGAAAAGUGUCUUCUCACUUAUGGGUGGGGUAGAUGGAGCGCGAUACAAACUCGUGGUCGUUUCUCGGGGAUGAUUUCUCAUGAGGAGCUCGAGGAAUUAUCACGAAUCGUGCUCAUGUACUGUCUUAAGUAUUAUAACGGGGAUGAAAAAAUUAAGUUUUUUAUGUGGGAUCUCAUCACACCAUCAGAGGUUGCUCUCACAACCGGCAUCGAUCUUAGAAACCAUGAAGGACUUUCUGCUCCUGUUCCUCGUGGUAGGAAAGGGAAGAGAGCGAAGGAGGAAUCAAACUCGGGAAGACACAAGGAUGAACAGAUGAAGAGAGAGUGGGCAUCGGAACUUGAUCUUGAGAUGCUUCUUCCGGAUGAAGGAUUCAGGAAACAUCUUCAACAUCAAUGCAACAAAGUCCUGCUCCGAGUCCGGAUGUUGUAUUACCUCCGGACUGAGAUCAUUGGCAACCUAAUCACUGCAAUUGAUGAAGGAGUCAAACCAGAGGCUUUGGAUCUUGAGAUAAUUGAUCGAAUACAAGACCCCCCUACUGUGUGGUGGGACCAUGAGUGCGAUAAAAGCUUGUUGAUUGGAAUUUACAAACAUGGUUAUGAGAAAUAUAGUUUAAUACGAGCUGAUUCCUCCUUGUGUUUCCUUGAGCGUGUUGGACCACCAGAUGAAAGAGCUCUCGCUGCUGAGGCAAACUUUGAACCAGAAGACACAGAUGGUGAUCCAGAGUACAAACCAGCCAGGCUAACGUUUCCUGAGAUAGACUUUGACGACUCCCCAGCACCAGGUACUCCAAACACUGAGCCUGCAUCUCCUGCAUCCAAUGUUGAUCCCAAGAGCAAGAAAGAUGAAGACCAAAAAGAUGAGGAUGCAGUGGUCGAUGAAAUCAAGAGGAAAACUGCAUUAGAAGCCGCAGCUAGUAGUGGAGGGAUGGAAUGGCCCACGGUAUCUGAACUCAACACGAGGUUACGACGCAUUGUUACUUUAUACCAGAAGCAACAUAAGCAUAUGCAGCAACGUUUAAUGAACAUUGAACGAAGAUGUGGUCGUCCUCGUUACCAAGACAACCGAGAUUCUCGGCGACCAGUUCUUCAAACUCGAUGGACGAGAAGAGAAGAAGCAGAUUUUUAUCGCACAGUUUCCACCUUCGGGAUCGAGAGAGAACCUCGUUCGGGAGAGUUUCUAUGGAGGAGGUUCCGCAACAUCGCUCGUCUUGAUCGGAAGACAGAUGAGAGUUUACGAAGUUACUACAUCGCUUUCAGGAACAUGUGCGAGCAAGUGUGUAGAUGGAAAGAAGAACCUGGGACUUCAGAUGGGACCAAUAUUGGUUUAAACGAGGAGAUUCCAAACAUCGAUGUCGAUCCGAUCACUGAAGAACGAGCAUCGAGGACUCUUUACCGCAUCCGACUUCUUGAUAAGAUCCGAACUGAAGUCCUCCCGCAUCCAAAACUAAAGGAGCGCCUCGCUCUUUGUCAGAGGAGUCCGGAGCUUCCCAUUUGGUGGCGCUCCGGAGUUCAUGAUCACGAACUUCUCGUUGCAAUGGACAGACAUGGUGUAACACGAACUGAGAUCCAUACAUUGAACGACGCAAGUUUAUCUUUCCUCAACUCCAUGCGAGAAUACGAAUCGAACCCAACAGCUUUCAAACAACAGAUACUUGCUGAGGAAAAAGCGGAAUUAGAAAACUUGAUGAAGAUCAUGAAAAAGGAGGAAGAGGAAAAAGCAGCUAUCCUGAAAGCUGAAGAGGAGGUUAAAGCAUCAGAACAACCUCCAGAUGCUCCUGAAAGCAAAGAUGUUAAGGUCGAGGAAAAGAAGGUGAAACAGGAGAAAGAUGAAGAGAUGGAAGUUGAUCCGGGUGUUGCAAAAGAUGGGGAGGAGGGGAACAAAGAAGAGAAAGUGGUUAAGGAUGUUGAAAAAGAUGGAGAAGAUAAAAAGGUUGAAAAAGUUGGGGAAGAUGUUGCUCCACCUCCUGUUGAGAACGAUGAUAAAAUCAAUGAAGAUCCUGAGAAGUCCUCGGAAGAUAUGGAUGUUUCAAAACCCACAGAAGAGGUUGCAGAAGAUCCUCCUGUGGAAGUUGCUCCUAAAAAGGAUGAAGUCCGGGAAGAUAAAAAAGAAGAGGAUGCAAUAAAGGAAAAAGAUGACCCUCAAUCUGCUCCUGAAUCCUCCCUCAAGGAAGAUGUUCCUGAAGAUCAGCAUCCAGUAAAAGAUGUUGCAGUUGCUCCAGAGGAUCAAAAAGAUGAAGAAGAGUCUUCUGUUGCUCCCAAAGAGGAUGCAGAACAGCUGGAUGUCGGUAAGGAGGAGGCGAUGAGUCCUUCUGAUAAAGAGGUUGCCGACAUCAGCUCUAAAGAUCAGAAACCGGAAGAGACUGAAGAAAAGAAGGAUGAUGAGGUCACCAAACAAGAAGAUGUAAAAACAGACGAGAUUUUACCAGAAGAAAAACAAUCUCCUGAUGAAGGAAAAGAGAAAACAUUGGUGAAAGAAACAGAAAAGGACAAAAAGGAAUUAGAUUUGACUCCCGUUCAAAUGUCUUUGCGAUCGAAAAAUAGUAACCCAAUGUCACAAGAUUUGUUCAACGCCAUCAAUUCAAGUUACGGAGGUUUCCUCAUGUCUUCUAUGAUGUCACAAUCAACCUCGGGAAGAUGGCCUAAGGACCGGGUCCUUAUCCAGCGGGUGGAGCAAGUGUGCUACUGUAUAAUGAAUGGGGAGUGGCCAUCACCUAGCCAUACCUUCCCAUGUGCAUUACCUGGGCAAAGUGGGUCCUUUAUGGGUCCAGGAACCCCUAGUUCUCACCCAUCGACCCCACUUUCUGAUGGCCGCAUCACCCCACUUUCAUCUGGGGCUUUGAGUUCGAACCAAAACACAAUCACAGCAACUACAGAUUACCUAGCUGCGAGUGAGAAACAGCUCCAAGCAGCCAUGGCACAAAUAAUGGCAGCAGGAGCAGCAGAACCUCCAAUGCGAUCCAGCUCCUCCAGGAGAGGUAGAAGGAGAAGAAGACCUGAUCCUCCUCAGUCCUCGCUUGCAGCCGGACUAUCUUUCCCAGCGCAAUCUCUCCCACCAAUGGACAAAGCAUUGCAACGUAAGAUCGAGCAAUUAAUGGCAGCGAGCAACCCUGGUUUAUCUUUUGCCUCGUCAUCAACGACUCAACAAAAUCCACUUUUUGCAACACAGAGUGGAAAAUACUCCAGUGGUUCCAGUAAGUCAACUUCCUCAAGUAAAGAAGAAGAAUUAGGAAACAGUUCGGCAUCACUGCUUGCCAAUCUAAGGGAGAUGGCAAAGUCGGAGAGCAAAGAGUCCUCUUCCCGAGGUCGUCCAAGAUCAAACUCCGGGUACCGACAUCUCUCCUCCUCCCCCUCCCAAUCUCGCUCCAAGGAGUCCUCUUCAUCUAAACAGAGUGAUGCGAUGAAGAUGUUUCUUCCAACUCCGGAGCAACUUAUGUCCGGAGCAAAUAAUCCAAUCCAACAGGUGAUGCAAGAUGCAAUGAAGGCAGGAGUUGAUCCGAUGACGGCAGCUGCUGCGUUUCUUCCGCUCUUUCCGAUGCUUGAUCCAUUCCAGAUGAUGAACAAACCGGAGCACUCGGCUCUUCCCAUGCUUCCUCCCAACGAGAUGGAGAAGCUGCUGAAGAGCAUGGGAUUGCCUCCAGAGCUUGCGUUAAUGCAAGGAUUCCUCCCAGGAGCAAUGCUGCCUCCUGUGUCCUCUGGUAAGAGCAAAGAUCAAGAUCCUCCGGAACCAAAGCCUUCCUCAUCUUCGGAUGCAGGGAAAUCUCGGGAGAAAGAGUCUUCAGAGAAAAGCAUCGCUAACAUGCUUGGGGAGAAGAGGACAACUCCUCAGAGGCGAGGAGGAAGCAAACUGGACGCCAUGUUUGGAGGAGGAAAGAUGGAAGAAGAUAGUCCAGGAAAAUCAUCUGGGAAGAAAGCGCGGAAGUCCAAGUUUGUAUCUCCUGCCAUGUUACCCAGGGACACACGGAUACCUGUGCAUAAUAACACAGAGGGUGUACGGCUGUCAGGAGAAGAAGCUCCGUUGAAUGAAGACCUUGCAGACUGGCUUAAGGACAACUCAGGUUUUGUGGUUGAUUACCAAGCCUUACGUCAGCAACUUGAUGAAAGUUCUGGAAAGAAGACCGACUCUUCGGAGACCCUCCUUGAGAUGAGUGGUCAAGAAAGUGAUCCCAUGAUUAGUCCCAAGCCCCCAACUUCACCCAAAUCGAGGGAAAACCCUAGCAAAAGCCAUGAGAUGCUUGCAGAGGCUGAUAAGCUCUUAAAGGACGCAGAAAAACUUGCUCUAAGCGCGACGAGGAAUCAAAUUGAGAGCAACGCUGAUGAAAUGAGGUUUACAAAGACUCCUGAGAAGCACAGGUCAUCUUCCGACUUUGCUCUUCCCACAACGACUGCUCCUGUAUCCUCCGGAAGAUCCUCUGCCUCCUCCUCAAUGAAGCAACAGCUAUCGGAUCUUGCUCUCCUCCAACAAAUGAACUCCGGAGCGCUCGGAGUUGACCCCACCAACCCUUUGUUUAGUCUACCACCGGAGGUUCUAAACAACCUCGCAAAUCUCCCACCAGACAUUGCUGCGUUGCUUGCUGGUGGAUUAUUACCACCGGGUGUCACCCCUGAGAUGCUCAUGGGGGUAAAACCUCAAGGAAGCCCUCGUGUGACCGAGGAGAAACACUCGAGCGAUCAAGCGAGCCCGUCGAGGUCCUCUACCCCUAGUCGAGCUUCCCCCUCACAAAGACAUAGUCGACCCCGCUCGCGACCCAAUAACCCCGACAAGGGCCCCCCCUCAGACCCCUCACAGUUGACAGGGGAAGAGAGGGUGACAGUGGUCAACCUUACUUCAGGAAAGAAGUUAAGUGGAAGACACGCCCCCGAGCUACAAACCCUUGCCGAUUACUUGCGUGUUUACCCCGAUGUGGUGGUGUCUCCUGAUUGGUCAAAUAUUAUUCGAAAAUCGAAAUUUCUCCCAAAAGAGCUCCACACCCGUCUCCUUCCAUCUCAAUCACCAACCUCCAAGUCAUCCUCAUCCUCCUCCCACUCGGUGUCCUCAGCGAGCAGUAAUGCCACCGCAUCGGCCGCAGCACUAGCUGGCCUCCCUCCUGGAGCAGCAAACAUGUUCCCUGGUUUAAUGCAAGCACAAGGUAUGAUGAUGCCGGACCCCAUGCAACUUAUGGCUGCUUUGCAAGGCCAAGGACAGAUGAAUGAUUUAAAGGCUCUCACAGCAGCAGGGUUUCCAAUGCUACCAUUCUUUGGAGGUAUGCCAAACCCACUUUUAGGUGGAGGAUUUCCUGGACAAGAUCCUGCCACUGUUGCUGCUAUGGCUGCUCUCUCCCAAGGUCACAAUCCCACUCCCUCCUCUUCCUCCUCCUCAUCAUCAAAGAAAGAAACAAGAGUUUCCUCCCAUGAGAGGGAUGGAAGCAGAGGCCGGAAGAGCAAGAAGCACAAUGAGCGAGGCAGCAGUGGAAACAGAUCUUCGAGUUCCUCCACCAAACAAUCUUCUUCUUCCUCGUAUAACGAUCCAAUGGCUGAAGCUCUUGCCGCAUUACAGAGGGGUGGAGGGGGAUUCCCAGGAAUCGCAAAUCCCUUUCUUGCUGGGGCAGGGGGAAACCCCAUGUUAUUCCCCCACAUGAUGAUGGGGUCACAGAAUCAGGGUUUAAAUAAUUUGCUCGGACUUCCCAUGGACAUAAUGAACCCAGAGUUAUUUGCAGCUCAGAUGGCUGCCUUUGGUGCAAUGCCGGGGCUCGACGGAAACGCCAAACCUCCUACCUCGUCCACCACCAGUGGCAGUAGUGGGCAAUCAAAGAGCGAGGGUAAGGAACAGAGGAAGGGAUCAACAUCAACAUCCGGAUCUUCUUCCUCCAAGCAUAAGGACAACCAGGGAGGAGGUCGGAUGAUGUCACCGUAGCCAAUCACGUGGUGCAGACGAGCAGCCAAUGGAUUUGACGCAAUUUGGGGGUGGGGCCACCAAGGAUCGUCAGUCCCCGGAUAAACACAAACAUUGAAGACGUACGUGAUGACGUCAGCACCAUGAGCGAUGACGUCACAUCGUGGCGGUAUUUAUUUGUUCUUGAAAAAGUUCUUGAUUCGAGGUUGUUGUAGCUUGAGUCUGGCUCCAUGUCGAACCGGUAUUGAUCGGUUUGAACUGCUUUGAACCGGUACCAACCGACUUGCGUGUACAUUUGUAAAUAGCCCGUGCAUUCCAUGUCCACCCCAUGACCUGCGCACCCAAAAACUCCUGCCGCCGUAUUUUCCUUUUUCGCUACUCUCGCUCCACCUAACCGUCAGAUGCAGUUUGUACAUAAUCACGUGACAACCGACUCGAAAGGAAAAUUCGCCAAGAUCUUGCUCUCGAAUCAAAAUCAAUCGCUCGUGACGCCACAAGCAACCUUUGUGACGUCACGAAACCCGUGACCAAAUCUUCGCUGUAGAAUGAAGUAUUUACGCAGCCGAGUCCUCCUGUAUACUGUACCAUAGUCGCAUGUACUUCAGAUGUCGUGAAAACUCCUUUCUUUCUGUACCUGCCGCUGCUGGCCUGCGUAAACCGCGGGAGACACCUCUGUUCGCCGUCGGCGCCCGCGGAACCCUAUUAAGUUGAUUCCCAACUCUUUUCUGUUCGCUUUUACUUGUGUGCGUCAAUCAGCGGACUUAAUGAAAUAAAAUGCUCAUGUGAAAUGUUA
Molecule: messenger RNA, 13567 nt
Organism: Ciona intestinalis (vase tunicate)
Lineage: Eukaryota; Metazoa; Chordata; Ascidiacea; Phlebobranchia; Cionidae
Source: RefSeq, a predicted model, not a curated record